This is a messenger RNA of Peniophora sp. CBMAI 1063, 1674 nucleotides long. The record is from the annotation of a GenBank genome assembly. NCBI's taxonomy places the organism in Eukaryota, Fungi, Basidiomycota, Agaricomycetes, Russulales, Peniophoraceae.
AUGGAUGAUUCCAACGCUACCCCUUGGGACCGACUUGCGCGCGCACGACUUACACCACGGCAAGCAAGCGAGACCUUGAAUAGUCAUCGUCUUCGAGUAGAAGACGAUAUCGCAGCUCUACAACGCGCCCUCUCGUAUGCAAAGGAGCUCCGCAAUGCCAGCACCCCCUUCCUCACUCUCCCGGACGAGGUCAUACUCGAGGUUCUGCUUGCGCUGCGUGACCUGUACUACCCGUCUAGUACUAGCUCUGACUUUUCAUCGACGGUCAUAGAUCCCACGUGGGACGUUUGCACCACACUAUGCCGCCGAAUCCGCUCUAUUGCUCUCAGUUCGCCUCUCCUAUUCACCCGCCUCUCCACUCGAGUGUCGACGUGGAGCUUCAUAGAUCGAUGCAUGGAUCUGUCCGGCAGCUUGGACCUCCACCUGGAGAUUACAGAGGCUCUUACUGUACAUGAGUACCCGGCCGUACAUCAAUCUCUUACUCGCCACGGUCAUCGGAUAGCGGACGUAUCUCUCAAAGUCACUCGACAGACAAUCUUCAGGUUUACUCCGAUGCUCACAUACAUGGCGAACGCCAGACAAUUCGCUUUGUCGUGUGAAGGCCCUGGACCAGGAACUCUCUUCAGCCUGGCACUUGCCCAACCUUGGCUACCCAAUUUACUCACUUUGACAAUGAUAGGCAUUCAUAUCGAUUUUAGACCCAGCAUCGCCGACAACCUCCUCGAAUUACGCUUGCAAGACGUGGUACUUCACGAGCAGGGCGAAGAGCACUCUCUCGUAUCCAUACUCCAGCGUGUGACGCGUCUACGGCGCCUAGCUCUUGUCAAUGUCAAUUGUCAGCGAAUUGCCGCGGGCGAUCAACCGCCGCAGUCGGACAUCUUUCUACCGAAUUCUCUAUGUUACCUUGAGUAUGCGUCUUCUACGCAUUUCAAUCUACUACACCGUCUUCAUCCCUCUCCCUCCGUGCAUGUCUACAUCAUUCACACCACCGUCCCGACCGACUCGAAGAGAGAAACCCGAUCAUUAAUUCAGGUCUUACAGGCUUGGUUGGGCAAUGAAAACCGUCCAACCACUGUCGAAGUGGGCAUACGGUACAAUACAGCUGCUCUAGAAGCCCGUAUCUCAUACUGGAAAUCCCAAGAAAGCCGAGUGUUGGGACGCACUCCGGACUUCGAACUCGUCCGUUACGUUGAUGAAGACUUCCACAUCAGGGACCUUCUGUUGGGCAUCACUCACGGCCUAAGAUCCAACAGCGGCACCUUGUACGCGGAUGUCGCCGACAUAACUUUCAACGUGGAAUGGGAGUACCCGCUUCUAUGCUGCAUGAAUGAUUGGCUAGAGUGCAUCAGCCCUCUGAACGCACUUCGCGCGUUGCGUUUCACAGGUCCACGGACGUUGAUCGCCCCACCGCAUCUCUCCCUAUGGCCCGAACCCAACGUCAGACCCCUAUGGAUGCCAGCACGCCUCUUCGCGGAAGACCGCGAGCCAAUGGGCGACGUGCGCGUCCUCCUUAUAUGGUUGACUGAGCGCAGCGCUCGCGGGCUAGCCUUGCCUAAGCUCAGCGUACCCGCGCAUAUGGCAGUCGCUCUGGACGAAAUGGAGGUCGAGACCAGCUCAGAAACAACUGAUUGGCGAAGAUUAGUUACGAACUUGCAUGUCGACUACCGAGCAUGA